CCCUUUGUGUCAUUCCACAGCCAGCAGGAAAAGUGGAUCAUGGGUAUGGACCAGAGCCAAGAGAUUGAGGUACAGGCAGAGAAUUUCCAAGAGCCACGAGCUGAUGCAAGUCCUCAUGGGAACAUGCGAGAUAACCAAGUAGCAAAAGGCACUGGCAGAGUCCAGGCGAGAGCAUUGCAGCCACAGCCAGGGCAGCAUGGCAGGGCUCCACGUCCGCUCUGUUCUGGUGACUGGGGCAAACCGAGGCAUCGGCCUGGGGCUCAUCCAGCAUUUCCUGAGGAUGCCAAGCUCACCACAGUGGAUCUUUGCAGGCUGUCGGGACCCCAAGGGACAGCGAGCACAGGAGUUACAGAAUUUGGCCUCCAAGCACCCCAACAUCAUCAUCAUCCCGCUCGAAGUCGCCGACCCCGCCAGCAUCAAGGCAGCUGCAGCCAAGGUUGGGGAGCACCUGGGGGGCUCUGGGCUCAACCUCCUCAUCAACAAUGCUGGAAUUUUGAAGUUGAACACACUUGAUACCGAGACAUCAGAGGACAUGAGAGAGAUUUACACCACCAACACAGUUGGCCCCCUGCUGAUGGGCCAGGCGUUUCUGCCCUUGCUGAAGAAGGCUGCCCAGGGGAGCCCAGGCUCAGGGCUAAGCUGCAGCAAGGCUGCCAUCGUCAACAUGUCCAGCAUUGGCGGCUCCAUCACUUCUUGCUUUGGUUGGGAGAUGAUGCCAGUUGCCUCGUACCGCUGCAGCAAGGCUGCUCUGAACAUGCUGAGCAAGUGCCAGUCCCUGGCAUACAAGGAGCACGGCAUCCUCUGCGUCGCUCUCCACCCCGGCUGGGUGCAAACUGACAUGGGCAGCUCUGCCGGACACACGCCCCCUGUGACAGUGGAUGACAGCGUGCAAGGGAUGCUGAAGGUCCUCUCCUCCCUCUCUGAGAAGGACACCGGCGCCUUCCUGGACUGGGAAGGGAAGGUCGUGCCCUGGUGAGGCAUCACAUCAGGAUCCUGGCAGCCAAGAGGUCCCUUUGGCACUGCUCCCACCUCCCCACAUCCUCAAUAAACUCCUGCUGA
Messenger RNA from Pyrgilauda ruficollis (rufous-necked snowfinch), 1059 nucleotides. RefSeq names its product C-factor-like. The record is from RefSeq and is a predicted model, not a curated record. Bases 197 to 976 code for a protein of 259 amino acids. Lineage: Eukaryota; Metazoa; Chordata; Aves; Passeriformes; Passeridae. The transcript has 6 exons.